AUGAGUUACAUUUUGGCCGAUGCAGGCUACGAUGUGUGGCUUGGCAACUUUCGAGGCAACACCUACAGCCGCAACCAUACAAGUCUUAAUCCAGACUCUGACGAAAGUUUCUGGCACUUCAGUCGGGAUGAAAUGAGUGAUUAUGACGUGCCAGCAAUGAUUGAUCACAUCAUCACACAGACAGACCACAGACAAGUGAUCAUCCUCGGCUAUUCACAAGGUGGAAGAAUUGGUUUAAUGACAGCCACCAACAGAAUGGUAGCUGAAAAGAUUGAGCUCAUCGUCAGUAUCGGCAGUGCUGGAUUCCUUUCUCUAUUCAGUCAACAAAGUCCACGAGCUAAGAUUUUGUCGCAACUUUGGAGACUACUGGAGAAAAUUGGCAUUUAUGAAGUACUUCCCCGCAAACUCGUCCUCAUUUACGCCUUAUCAACGUUUUGCAAAAUGGGAUCUCCUGGGCAAAGCAUUUGCAAUAAUAUUCUCGCCUCAGCUCUCAGUGAAAGAAUUUUCAUCGACGACUUAUAUGCUAUGAAGGGGGAAACAAUACCCGUCAUCCUCGCAAACUUCUUCGAGGGUUCAUCCGCCAGGAUGGUUUCUCAAGGAGCACAACCAGCAUACAUUGAGUUCCGUAAGUUUGACUUCGGGGAGGCGGAGAACCGGCGUCGCUACGGCCAUGUCACGCCCCCGGCCUACAACGUAUCCAGGAUACCUUGCCCCGUGGCGCUCUACUGGGCUGAAAAUGACCCUACCACAAAGACCAAGGACGUCCGAAGACUUGAGGAAACCGUACCAGGAUUUCAAAGGAGUUACCGCGUCAACAGCGUGUCUUUUGAUCAUUUUGACUUUAUUUUCUCUAAGAAAGCUAAGACUCUAGUUUACCAAGAUAUCAUUGAGCUCCUGAAUCAAUACUGAAGCGUGAGCUUUCAAAUGAAAUGCUUGCAUUUUAUGGUGAAAUUUUCAUGUAUACUUUUUUAAUAGUACAACGCACUUUUAAUAGAGGUUAAUGCAAUAUUUGGAGGUAUAACUGUAAUUGAUUCAGUGGUUGCACGGCUCAGUUUUCUAGCGAUAUGUGGCAAUUUUUCAUUGCAGAGCUUUGGAUUUAAAAUACAACUUGGAAGUGUUUUGUUUCGCAAUUAACUAUCAACAUUAGAUUCUUCAAAAGUGAACAAAUUAGAGUAAAGAUUUUUAUUUUGCUUUUUAGUUUAAAUUUAUCCUUUGCUUAAAUUGAUUGUUUUCGUUUGUUAUUCGUCUAUCAUUGAUUUUUCUAUGUAUGAAGUUCAUUAUCCAAAAAGUCAGGAGUGAUUCUACAUGAAAUUUAUUUGAUGUUCGUUAUAGAGAUUUUCGCAUAACGAACCAUGAUUCCAAAUUAGAUGUACAAUCAAGUAAAGACCCACAGAAGUUCGAAAAAAUCCGCUGUUUCUCAAUUUAUUAUCACGGAAAAUAAAUUUUGAAUGCGACAAGCUCUUAGGUGUUUUUCCUGCAUAUAGAGGUCUCACGAACGACCGAGAUGUGUGUGCUUCCAAGCAAAUUACGAUAUAAUAACGUUUAUUAGUUGAUUCCGCAGGAUUAACGUUUAAACAACAUCAUUUAAACAUAAGGUGCCAGGUUGGAUAUAUUCCUGAUAGAGUAUUCUGAGUGAAAAAAAGUUUGUCAUUCUACUCAU
Messenger RNA from Hyalella azteca, 1660 nucleotides. RefSeq names its product lipase 3-like. The record is from RefSeq and is a predicted model, not a curated record. Lineage: Eukaryota; Metazoa; Arthropoda; Malacostraca; Amphipoda; Hyalellidae. Bases 1 to 909 code for a protein of 302 amino acids. The transcript is spliced from 8 exons.